Molecule: messenger RNA, 3303 nt
Organism: Vicugna pacos (alpaca)
Lineage: Eukaryota; Metazoa; Chordata; Mammalia; Artiodactyla; Camelidae
Source: RefSeq, a predicted model, not a curated record
UGCUGGAAGCAUCUCAGUAGAAUAUUUCUCUGUGACUUUCAAGAAAAUAGUUUUCUAUCUGAUCCCUAAACAGCUUGGAGAAAUAGCUUCCAUGGCCUUGUUGUGAGACGGGGCCCAUUGAGUUAACGCUGGGAUCAGGAUCAAUACACACCUAGUGUGUGACAUAGUGAAAGGAAACUUUUUCUGUCUUUGAACUUCUCUCAGUAGUCAUUUUGCCUCCCCUUGGGGAUCACCUGCUCAGCCUCGAUGGCCUUUCAGGAGCUCCUGGAUCAAGUUGGAGGCCUGGGGAGAUUCCAGAUCCUUCAGAUGGUUUUCCUUUGUAUCUCCAGCCUCAUAGUGUACCCUCAUAUACUACUGGAGAACUUCACUGCAGCCGUCCCUGGUCAUCGCUGCUGGGUCCACAUCCUCGACAAUGACACUGACUCUGCUAAUGGCACCGGGACCCUCAGCGAAGAUGCCCUCCUGAGAAUCUCCAUCCCACUGGACUCAAACCUGAGGCCAGAGAACUGUCAUCGCUUCCACCACCCCCAGUGGCAGCUCCUUCACCUGAACGGGACUUUCCCCAACAUGACUGAGCUAGACACUGAGCCCUGUGUGGAUGGCUGGGUGUAUGACCGAAGCUCCUUCUCCUCCACCAUCGUGACUGAGUGGGACCUGGUAUGUGAAUCUCAGUCACUAAAAUCAUUGGCAAAGUUCUUAUUCAUGGCUGGAAUGCUGGUGGGAAGCAUCAUAUAUGGUCAUUUAUCAGACAGGUUUGGGAGGAGGUCAAUGCUCAGAUGGUGUUUGCUCCAGCUCGCCAUUGCUGAUACCUGUGCAGCCUUUGCUCCCACCUUCCUCAUUUACUGCUCACUGCGCUUCUUGGCUGGGUUUUCUACCAUGAGCAUCCUGACAAAUAGUUCCGUGCUUAUUGUAGAAUGGACAAUACCCCGAUUCCAAGCCAUGGGAGUGGUAAUAGCAAUCUGUGCCGCUUGUGUGGGACAGAUCAUCUUGGGAGGACUGGCUUUUGCCAUUCGAGACUGGCUCACACUUCAGCUGGUGUUUUCUGUACCAUUAUUUGUCUUCUUUCUUUUCUCAAGGUGGCUGGCAGAGUCUGCUCGGUGGCUGAUUAUCAGCAACAAACCUGAGGAGGGCUUAAAGGAACUUAAAAAAGCUGCACACAGGAAUGGAAUAAAGAAUGCUGGAGACAUCCUAACCAUUGAGGUCGUGAGGUCCACCAUGCAGGAGGAGCUGGAGGCAGCACAGAUCAAACCUUCUGUAUUUGACUUGUUCCGCACACCCAACAUGCGUAAAAGGAUCUGUCUCCUGUCUUUUGUGAGAUUUGCCAACUUCAUGUCCUUUUUUGGCCUGACUCUCCACCUCCAGUACAUGGGGAACAAUGUUUUCCUGUUCCAGAUUCUCUUUGGUGUAGUCAACCUCCCAGCCAAUUAUGUUGCAUUUUUGGCACUGAAUCACUUGGGUCGUCAAGUAAGCCAGACGCUUUUCAUGUCUCUCCUUGGAAUCUCCAUCCUGUCCAUCACAUUUGUGCCUCAAGAAAUGCAGACUCUCCGUGUGGCUUUGUCCGCUUUGGGAGUAGCAGUUUCUUCUGUGGCUCUUAUGUGUUCUUUUACCCAUGGAAAUGAACUAGUGCCCACCAUCAUCAGGGUAACAGCUACAGGAAUCAUGGGAAUUGCUGCUAAUAUUGGGGCAGCCCUGGCUCCCCUCUUGAUGAUCCUAACGGUGUAUUUUCCCCACCUACCUUGGAUCAUCUAUGGAGUCUUCUCCAUCCUCGCUGGCCUUGUCGCCCUACUCCUUCCUGAAACCAGGAAUCAGCCUCUACCUGACUCUAUCCAGGAUGUGGAAAAGGAGAGAAAAGUUUCAAGAAAAGCAAAGCAAGAAGGUACCUUCAUGAAAGUGACACAGUUUUAAGGAAUUCCAGUAACUAACUGCUGAUUCAAGAGCAAAAGAAAAGAAAAGAAUGAGAUAAUGCUUAGAUGCCAGGAAAUUUUAUAAAAUAAAUAAAUAAAAGUACAUAAUGCAAAAACAGAUUUUUUUACCAUUAUGGUACUAAAUUACUAAGUAUAAAGCACCUAUGAAUAGUCAUAGUAAGAAAUGUGAAGAAAACCACAAUAUUUUAAAGGACUUUGAAUAUUUGUGUAACUGUUGAUAACUAGCAUGUUUCUGGAUAGAAAGUUUCAAUAGUACUAAAAAUAACGAAUCUUUCCCCAAUUAAUUGGUAGAAUGAUGUAAUAAUUAUAUUGAAAAACCACAUAUUUUUCGAAGAAUUUAAAAAAUGGUUACCAAUUAUCUAGAAUUUAAUAAUUCCUGGGGUAUAGCUCAAUGGUAAAGAAUUUGUUUAUCAUGCAUGAGGUCCUGGGUUCAAUUUCUGGUACCUCCAUUGAAAUACAUAAGUAAACCUGACCCCAAGAAAAAAAAGUGAUAAUUUUUUAAAUAAUAAUAAUUAGAAUUUAAUAAUAAACAAGAUGAUUCAAAAAAAGAGGAUAAUGUAGUGGGGGUAGCUGGCUAGUCUAUGGAGUAGCAUUUGCUGGACUUUAUUAUAGUUGCAAUAGUCAAAGCAGUUGUAGCAGAUGUAUUUGCAUAUCAAAGGAAGUCCAGAAACAGACCAUAGUUGUAACAUUUUAUAAUUUUGGCAACAUAAAUGUGCGCAAAAUAAAGAAUUAUGCAACAAAUAGUGUAACUAUAUAAAAAUAAAUGACUAAUAAUGUAAUUUCAUAUGCUAAACCAAAAAUUUCUACUUUAAUAAAAAGUUAAAUGGAAUCAAUAAGCCAUAAUUUUCAAUAGAAAACUUGGCUACAAAAUCUUGGAAUAAAAAAUAUUCGGAAUAGUUAAGCAAAUGCCAGAAAUUUAAAGACAGGUGGGUUGAAUAGUACUUAUUUAAAGCCUAUGUUGGGCACAAGGGAUUUUUAGGGCAAUGAAAUUAUUCUGUAUGAUACUAUAGUGGUGGCUUCAUGUCAUUAUGCAUUUGUCAAAAUCCAUAGAAUGUACAACAUCAAGAGUGAACCCUAACGUAAUCUACAGACUUUGGUUGAUAACAACGUACCCAUGUUGGUUCAUUGAUUGUACCAAAUAUGCCACACUGAUGGGGGAUGUUGAGGGUAAGGGAGUAUAUACGUGUGGGUGGGGAGGGCUAUGUGCGAACUCUCUUGUAUUUUCUGCUCAGUUCUGCUGUGAACCUGAAACUGCUCUAAAAAGUAAAGUCUAUUAAUAAAAAAAAUAAUAAAUAAAGCCAAUGUUGGGCAAAACUCUAACAAUGUAUUGGAUAAAACUAGAAAAAUAUUCACCAAAAUAAAAAAAGUUAACUUUUAA